UGGAACAUGGUUUGCAUAGCGCCAAAAGUAGUUGUAAGAUAUUUUCGUUUUCUCGUUCAUUAUGUUUAGCAAAUACAAGAGUGCGGAGAUAUUUCCGUCCUUUAGACCGUUACUCUUAUCCACCAAGCCUUAAAAACCUCGUCCAUUGUACACAAAACCUUCAUUAAACUCGGUAUAGUUGAACCUGUUGAUUGCACCAAAACGCAAAUCUAAAACUAAAUGGUUGUCCAAACCAAAGUCUUAUCCACCAUGGCAUGUUCUCCUAUAUCUGCAUUCACAUCACGGCCAAGACCCCGAAAUCAUCCAUCUUCUUUUGUUCUAAACCCGAGAGCUAUGGCCAAAGAGCUUCACUUCAACCAUGAUGGUUCAACAACAAAGAAGCUUCUGGCAGGGGUGGAUAUGGUGGCAGAGCUGCUUGGUGUUACAUUGGGUCCAAAGGGGAGAAAUGUUGUGCUGCACAACAAGUAUGGGCCACCCAAGAUUGUAAAUGAUGGAGAAACUGUUCUCAAAGAGAUAGAAUUGGAAGACCCGUUGGAGAAUGUUGGGGUUAAAUUGGUAAGACAAGCCGGUGCAAAAACCAAUGACCAAGCUGGUGAUGGCUCAACUACAUCUGUUGUUCUUGCUCAUGGCUUAAUCACAGAGGGGACAAAGGUUAUUGCUGCUGGAAUGAAUCCUGUUCAAAUUGCUCGUGGGAUUGAGAAGACAUCAACCGCCCUUGUUUCUGAACUCAGUUUGAUGUCUAGAGAAGUUGGGGAUCAUGAACUCGCAGAUGUUGCUGCAGUCAGUGCUGGGAAUGAUUAUGUAGUUGGAAACAUGAUUUCUGAGGCUCUGCAUAAAGUAGGCAGGAGGGGAGUAGUUACAAUUGAAAGUGGAAAGUGUACUGAGAAUACUCUGGAGAUUGUAGAAGGAAUGCAAUUUGAUCGUGGAUAUCUGUCCCCAUACUUUGUUACUGAUCGAAGAAAGAUGACAGUUGAACUCCACAACUGCAAGUUACUCUUGGUCGACAAAAAAAUAACAAACCCAAAGGAGUUGUUUAACAUACUGAACAAUGCUGUGAAAGAGAAGUAUCCAAUAGUGAUAGUAGCAGAGGGGAUUGAACAAGAAGCCUUGGCUCCAGUCAUUAAAAACAAACUCAGGGGCGUGCUUAAGGUAGCUGCUAUUAAGGCUCCUGCCUUUGGGGAACGCAAGACCAACUACUUGGAAGAUAUUGCCAUCUUGACUGGAGGGACCGUAGUCAGAGAAGAUAUGGGUUUCACCCUAGAAAAGGCUAACAAGGAUGUGCUGGGUUCUGCUACUAAGGUUGCCAUAACAAAGAAUUCUACAUUAAUAGUUACGGAUGGGAAUACUCGAGCAGCCGUAGAGAAAAGGGUUUAUCAACUUAAGAGGCUUGUUGAGAAUACUGUAGAAAAUUUCCAGAAGAAGAUACUGAAUGAAAGGAUAGCAAGAUUAUCAAGAGGAAUUGCCAUUCUUCAGGUAGGAGCACAAACACAAGUAGAGUUGAAGGAUAAACAGUUAAGAAUAGAAGAUGCUCUAAAUGCAACCAAGGCAGCAAUCGAGGAAGGUGUAGUAGUUGGUGGAGGCUGCACCCUUUUAAGACUAUCCAAAAAGGUCGAUGGCAUAAAAAAUCUCCUGGACAAUGAAGAACAGAAGAUUGGUGCUGAAAUCUUCAAAAGAGCUUUGAGCUAUCCUACGAGAAUGAUAGCCAAAAAUGCUGGUGUAAAUGGCAAUGUCGUCAUAGAUAAGGUUUUAUCAGAUGAUAAUAUAAAUUUUGGUUACAAUGCUGCCAGAGACUGUUAUGAGGAUCUAAUGAAGGCUGGGAUCAUGGAUCCAACAAAGGUAGUUAGAUGUUGUGUAGAACAUGCAGCUUCAGUGGCCAAGGCCUUUCUUACAUCUAAUGCUGUUGUAGUUGACCGCAAGGACUUAGAGCCCAUGCCACAAAGAAAGCCCAUACCACGAAGAAAGCCCAUGGUUACCUCAGGUUUAGGACCACUUGGCUCAUAGAAAGGAAAGUUGUACAGUUCAAUUCAGCUUUGUUUGUUUGACAUCCAAGGAAGAACAAUCAAGAAGCAAUAGAAAUCCAUAUAUUCUUUGCACAUAUGUGGGCAUUGAUUCGCCAAAUGAAGUUAAUCAAAUUCAAAUUGGCUGAGUCUGCAGAAAGAAAAUAUUUGCUUUCCAAUUCAUACGGUGCUUGUUAGAAAUAAAUCUUUUAAUCAUCGGAGGGAAUACAAAUAUUGUCAUUCAAUGUUAUAGGAUAUUACAUAAAAAGCAAUUUAAAGAAUUGUGAUUCUGUAAAAUGAUAACAGAAUAUCUGAAGGGAGUUCAUAGAUCACAUCCAAUGGUGCAUUCUGAUGCAAUGAUUCUUUAUCUUUUGAUGAUAAUGUCAAGUGUUAC
Messenger RNA from Abrus precatorius (Indian licorice), 2391 nucleotides. RefSeq names its product chaperonin 60 subunit beta 4, chloroplastic-like. The transcript is spliced from 14 exons. Bases 220 to 2001 code for a protein of 593 amino acids. The record is from RefSeq and is a predicted model, not a curated record. NCBI's taxonomy places the organism in Eukaryota, Viridiplantae, Streptophyta, Magnoliopsida, Fabales, Fabaceae. Gene Ontology annotation, molecular function: ATP binding; ATP-dependent protein folding chaperone. Gene Ontology annotation, biological process: protein refolding. Gene Ontology annotation, cellular component: chloroplast stroma.